This is a messenger RNA of Musca vetustissima, 846 nucleotides long. RefSeq names its product protein obstructor-E-like. Gene Ontology annotation, molecular function: chitin binding. Lineage: Eukaryota; Metazoa; Arthropoda; Insecta; Diptera; Muscidae. Bases 1 to 846 code for a protein of 281 amino acids. The transcript is spliced from 3 exons. The record is from RefSeq and is a predicted model, not a curated record. Gene Ontology annotation, cellular component: extracellular region.
AUGGGUAUAUCGAAUGGAGUGAAAUUUAUCCUAUUCACCUUUGCCCUCCUCCUGGCCACCUUGGCUUUGAGCCAUGCCGAAGAUGUGAACGUAUGUUCCGGCGUUGCUGAUAACAUUUUCCUACCCGUUUUGGGUAAUUGUUCGGAAUACUACGUGUGUAUGGAUGAGACACCCGUUAAACGUAGCUGUGUAGAAGGAUAUCUCUUCGAUUCACGCGUCCAAUCCUGCACCUUACCCCAAGAUGCUCAAUGUAUACAGAAUUGUACGGCAGCAUUGUCGUCAUUCUGUUAUGAUCGUACAUGCACAAAGUAUGUUCUAUGUUAUGCCGGUACGCCUGUCGUUCGCGAAUGUUGUGAUGGCCUGCAGUAUAAUUCGGAAACCGAUCGUUGUGAUUUUCCACAAUAUGUCGAUUGUGUCGAUAAUAUGUGUACCAUUUUCAAUGAUCCGACGAAUAUUACAUUUUUACCCAGCAAGGCAUAUUGUGAUAAAUAUUAUGUGUGCGUGGAUGGUGAGGCCAACGCGAGGAAUUGUUCGAAUGGUUUACAAUUUAAUACCGAAUGUAAUUGUUGUGAUUUCCCAUCGAAAGUUAAUUGUACGAUCUCCACCCUGCAACGUAACAUCAAACCAUUUUCAAAGAGUCCACCCAAGACUGCCGAUAUUCAAUGUCCCAUUGAAGGUAUCCACUUCUUUCCACAUGUAAAUCCGCAAAAGUAUUAUUAUUGUGUGAGGGGUCGCGGCGUCGUAUUGGAAUGUACUCCAGGUCUGGUCUAUGAUAAAUCUUUGGAGACAUGUCGUGAGCCGUCUAAUGUUGGACGGGCAAAUUUGUUGAGAAUUGCAAAAAAUUAA